Coregonus sp. 'balchen' is the source of this 1422-nucleotide messenger RNA. NCBI's taxonomy places the organism in Eukaryota, Metazoa, Chordata, Actinopteri, Salmoniformes, Salmonidae. The record is from the annotation of a GenBank genome assembly.
AUGACUUUCGCCUAUGUGAACAAAAUGCUUUGAGAUAAGGUUAUUCGUAUUUUGAGGAGGGACACAUGAAAUCUAUUUGAUGCAUAAAGGGAUAGUUCACCCAAAUCCCGGCACAGUAUGUUGAGUAAUGGUUGAAGACAAGCCACAGUGCUCUCACAUCUCACAGUGUGCAUCACCUCACCCAAUCACACUGAGAAAGUAGCCUGCUUUUCCAUUGGCCACGGAGCAGAUGCCUUCCCAUCUCUCAUUGGUCAGUUCUCCCUAUGUGGGGAGGAUGAGGAUAUACUAGGCUCAGGGGAGGAUGACUGCCCUCUCUCAUUGAAGCCAUGGAAGUUCAAGGCCGACCGCGGCACUGCAGACAUUGUUAGCAGUAAACAUGUGAAUGGAAAAAUUGCAUUCUUCAUGGUCAAUCUUAGUGUAAACAAAAAUUGGAAAAUUGAAGACAAUUGCUUCUAAUAAACCUGAUGUACAGUAUGUAUUUUAAAAUUGGAAGAAGUUCAGAAGAAGUUAUAAGGAUUUUUCUUUAGGCUAAUGGCAGCCUGCAGUACCCCGGUCGGUCUUAAACUUGAGUUACUCAAUGAGAGGAGGCAGCACUGAGCUAGCCUGCAACAUCACUUCCUGGAGUACCUCAAACUGCGCAUGUUAUGUCUCCAUGAGACAUCAUCUUUACCGACUUUAUUUUGCUUCAAUGCGCUAUUGAAUCUUCACAAAGGAAUGAAUGGUGUCACGUGAGCGAUGGCUUUGUCCAAUCAUAUAUACAUAUAAGUUAGGCCUGAACUACUGGCUAUGGCUGGGGCAAAAAGGAAACAGAGGCCAUCUGCCAGGGCACCAAGGCCAUCUGCUAAGGCACCAAGGCCAUCUGCUAAGGCACCAAGGCCAUCUGCCAGGGCACCAAGGCCAUCUGCCAGGGCACCAAGGCCAUCUAAGGCCAUCUGCCAGGGCACCAAGGCCAUCUGCUAAGGCACCAAGGCCAUCUGCCAGGGCACCAAGGCCAUCUGCCAGGGCACCAAGGCCAUCUGCCAGGGCACCAAGGCCGUCUGCUAAGGCACCAAGGCCAUCUGCCAGGGCACCAAGGCCAUCUGCUAAGGCACCAAGGCCAUCUGCCAGGGCACCAAGGCCAUCUGCCAGGGCACCAAGGCCAUCUGCCAGGGCACCAAGGCCAUCUGCUAAGGCACCAAGGCCAUCUGACAGGGCACCAAGGCCAUCUGCUAAGGCACCAAGGCCAUCUGCCAGGGCACCAAGGCCAUCUGCCAGGGCACCAAGGCCAUCUGCCAGGGCACCAAGGCCAUCUGCCAGGGCACCAAGGCCAUCUGCCAGGGCACCAAGGCUAUCUGCCAGGGCACCAAGGCCAUCUGCCAGGGCACCAAGGCCAUCUGCCAGGGCACCAAGGCCAUCUGCCAGGGCACCAAGGCCAUCUGCUAA